AUGGAGAAUACCAAGCACCAGGGACUCUCGCCAUUCAAUACGAACUCCAACGGGACAUACCGGGUUUUCCGGAAUGUGAAAGACUACGGCGCAGUCGGAGAUGGAGUUACUGAUGACACGUCUGCUAUUCAGCGGGCGAUCACUGAGGGUGACAGAUGUGCUCCCGGCGUCUGUCAGUCUUCGACUAGAACGCCCGCUGUGGUGUACUUCCCCGGAGGGACAUACUUGAUUUCGGCUUCUAUCAUUGAUUAUUACUACACUCAGAUCAUUGGCAACCCUAAUUGUCUACCUACCCUUAAAGCCGCUUCCAACUUCAACUUGACGAGCGGUCUAGGUUUGAUCGAUGGCUCCCCAUAUCAGUCUACCGGAAGAACUGGAUUUGGUCCUACCAACACUUUUUUCCGCCAGAUUCGAAAUCUCGUGCUAGACACCACGAGAAUCCCUGCAAAUCAGUCGGCAACCGGUCUCCACUGGCCCACCGCGCAGACUACGAGUCUUCAGAACGUCGUCUUCAAGAUGUCUGCUGAGAAUGGAACUCAGCACCAAGGUCUCUUUAUUGAAGAAGGCUCCGGAGGCUUCAUGACGGAUCUCGUUUUCUACGGCGGGAAGUAUGGUUUCAAUGUCGGCAAUCAGCAGUUCACGACGCGCAACUUAACCUUCAAUGGCUGUGUUACCGCUAUCAACCAGCUUUGGGAUUGGGGAUGGACGUACAAAAGCGUCUCGAUCAAUUCCUGCCAAGUCGGAUUGAAUAUCUCAGCUAAUGGACCAUCCGCUGUCAAUAUCGGCUCUAUCACGCUUUUUGACAGCUCGAUCAAAGAUACACCCGUUGGCAUCAUCACCGCGCGCACUGCCGAUUCGGAGCCGGAUAGCGCAGGCAGUCUGUACCUAGAGAACAUCGAUCUGGAGAACGUACCUGCUGCUGUUCUUGGACCCAAUGGAACGGUUCUUGCAGGCUCGUCUGGAAACUUGAAGAUCGAUGCCUGGGCGGAUGGACACCGUUACGUUACGAAUGAUCAGACUUGGAAGAUCGAAGGGCCCCUCGAGACCCAGGGGUCCAUUCCACCCAGCAAACGGCCACAAAGUCUUGUGGACACCCAAGGAAAGUAUCGCGAGAGAUCCAAGCCCCAGUACGACACUGUUCCGUUGGAGCAGUUCCUGAGCGUGCGAGAUCUAGGCGCAAAGGGUGACGGUAUCACUGACGAUACGGAGGCUCUGAACGCUGCUAUCAUGAAAGCUGCGAACGAAGGCAAGAUCCUCUACGUCGAUGCCGGUUUCUAUAAAGUAACUAGCACGGUUUACAUUCCGCUCGGCUCGAGAAUCGUUGGAGAGGCUCUUGCUUCCGUUAUCCUCUCAAGUGGUGCCUUCUUCAAUGAUAUGGAACGACCUCAGCCAGUCGUCCUCGUUGGUAAACAUGGCGACCAGGGUUCCAUCGAGUGGAGUGACAUGUUCAUCAGUACCCAGGGUCAACAGGCUGGAGCUGUCCUCAUCGAAUACAACCUUUCGACACCUGGGGACGAGCCAGCCGGCAUGUGGGAUGUCCACACGCGCAUAGGAGGUUUCGCGGGUUCCAACCUACAGAAUGAGCAGUGCCCGAAAACACCGGACACGAAAAUAACGCCAGAAAACCUUAACAGGGAGUGCAUCGCGGCGUAUAUGUCUGUACAUGUUACUCCGUGGGCUUCAAAUCUGUACAUGGAGAACAACUGGCUCUGGGUUGCCGACCAUGACUUGGACGAUGCGUUGAACAACAACACGCAGAUAACCAUCUAUGCGGGUCGAGGCUUGCUCAUUGAGCCUCUCUACGGAAAGGUCUGGCUAUAUGGAACUGCCGUGGAGCACCACGUUAAAUACGAGUACCAGUUCGUGGACACGAGGGAUGUGUUCAUGGGCCAGAUACAGACGGAGACAGCGUACUACCAACCCAAUCCCGACGCCACAAUACCUUUCCCGUACGAUGCCGCCCUCGAGGAUCCUGUCUUCACCCCCACUCCCGGCAACGGCACUUCCAACACCACGGUCAACAACACUGACGGGUGGGGCCUUCGCAUCGUCCGCAGCUCUAACAUCCUUGGCUACGGUGCCGGCCUUUAUUCUUUCUUCGACAACUAUUCCACCGCGUGUUCUGCGAUCGGAGCCGGCACCCGCUGCCAAACUCGCAUCUUCAGCAUCGAGGGGGAUGAGCAUAGUCACGACAUCUCCAUAUACAACUUGAAUACCGUGGGGGCGAUGCAGAUGAUUACACGCGAUGGCGUAGAUUUAGCGAGUAAUGUGGAUAAUAAUAGCACGUUUGUGGACACGAUAAACGUGUUCAGGAUAGGGUAUAGAUAG
Molecule: messenger RNA, 2328 nt
Organism: Trematosphaeria pertusa
Lineage: Eukaryota; Fungi; Ascomycota; Dothideomycetes; Pleosporales; Trematosphaeriaceae
Product: glycoside hydrolase family 55 protein
Exons: 3
Coding region: 1-2328 (775 amino acids)
Molecular function (GO): polygalacturonase activity
Source: RefSeq, a predicted model, not a curated record